This is a messenger RNA of Osmia lignaria (orchard mason bee), 4281 nucleotides long. Its product is annotated as band 4.1-like protein 4A. Gene Ontology annotation, cellular component: cytoskeleton. Gene Ontology annotation, biological process: actomyosin structure organization. NCBI's taxonomy places the organism in Eukaryota, Metazoa, Arthropoda, Insecta, Hymenoptera, Megachilidae. The record is from RefSeq and is a predicted model, not a curated record.
ACAUCUCUACAACAGAGUAAAAAGUAACACUUAUUUUUUGUGACAAUAAAUAAAACACUUAAUACUUAUAGGACUGACAUUAAAUUUUUGAUAUUUCAUUUUCUUAUUACAGAAAACAGAUAUGUCUAGAUGACGCUACUAUAGUUUCCCAUCUUAUCGACUCAAGAAAGAAGGGUUUAUAAUUUUACGCAAUUAGUUUCAAUUUUUUUCGCUAUAUGGUGCCACAUGUACCAUUUCCCAGAGGGCGCAUGCUAUUUUAAAUUUAAAAACAUCGUGUGUAUUUGUGUAUAAAAUAACUAUGGCGUCUGACAUAAAAUGUAAGUACUCGUGCUUUAUUUGGAAACUUAAUAGAUAAGCUUGAAGAAGUGGAACUUAGAAAAGUGUUUUCUGUUGCAAAGUUGAUUAAUAAUUAUCUUUAGAGCGGUUAACACGAGCCCUUUCAGUUACAUCGACAUUGUAAUUAGCAAGACAUUGACACGCAAUUCAUUGCAAUUGAAGCUCCUCGUGCAUUAGCUCGAUGAAACAGCUCUCGAGCGCCAAGGAAACGUGCGCACGUGUUUCAGUGAAUAUAAUUUGCGUUUGAAACAGUGAAUCAUCCUGAGUCUUGACAAAAGAUCGUCGACAACGUUUGAAAGCUCUACGCUCGUUGGUUGAAACACGCACCUGUAACACCUGUUUUAAAUAGGACGCUCUCGCGUCAAUUUACCUCGUCUCGAAGCAAAUAAAUUGCCCGGUUUCUCUAACCUUUCUCGUAUAACUCAUAAUUCGUUAACAAAAAGCUCUCGAGAGCCGGUGUGGCAGCAUAUCAUUCAGAAAAGUGGCUUAAUGUUCAAGGAAGACGUCUUCAAAAGGGGGCAUUAUGGUGCACCACCUUUUUACCAGGAGUCUUUUUUUCUGUUGGCGUGCACCAAAGUAUUAGGAAGAAUGGCGGGCACGAGACCGGACUCCUCCACGGACGAAGCAUUCACGAAGAGUGCUCGGAGCCGAGUGCUACGCCACUGUCCACGCUAUCACGAUUUAACAGAGUGAACAGCACACAAGACGUCGGUGCGUGCGAGCGAGCGAGAUAGCGGCGGAGGAAAGGAAAGGAAAGGAAAGGAAAGGAAAGGAAGGCGCGCAAGGUAAAGGCACAUCUGAAUCCUUCGGUUGACUCGGCUCAGUCUGAUCCGAGCCAAGCCACUGCCCUGAUCCGGCGUUCCUCGCUCGUCGUUCUGCGCCUGGAUCCUCCUCUCCUUCGCCUGGCUGUCUCCUCCGCGCUCUCCCUGCCUCUCUAAUCCACCGGUGUCAUCGAUCGCCGAUCCGACUUCCUUCCUCCGCGUUGGCUUCUCCCUGCGCGGUCAGUUCAAGUCGCGGCGAGUUUCCGUUCCUCUCGAGUUCCGGCGACCAGACGAAAAUUCACCACCUGACAUGUCACAGUGCACGCAGCACCGUCGCGUCGAUCGGUUCAUCCGCGUACAGUGAGACGAACCGAUACACGUUUCUCUUUCGCGCUUCUUAUUCCUCGAUUGCUCCUCGUUCGUCGCUCGUUUCUGUUCGUGACACUGGUGUGCGCGGGUUCGUGGAAACGAAGAAUUUCUGUGGAUCCUACAAGACACCGGAAGUGUGAUGACCCUUCCAACGAGACGGGCUGCAUCGAUCAACGCGGCGACAGCGUGCCUUCGAUCCGGGAUCUGAUUUUCGCGGUCAAGUAGACAAUGGGCUAUUAGCUGUGAGCACCAAUUAUGGGGACUACGCGGUCGCGCUUCUUUUCCACGGACAGUUGUGCGCGAAUAAAAUAAGCAGCGGAGAUCUUCCUGACGCUCCGAUGGAAGGAUGCGGAUAGAAAGAGGAGGGAAAAAAAGGAUUGCGAAUAAGCCGAAGGGAUUCGAUUCGCUCGUUUUACCACGCAAACUUCAGCCGUGCUAACUUUAGACGAUGACCGAAACCGAUGAGCGGAUGAACGAAUAAAGCGAGGAAGGGAAUCAGAAGGGAAACAAGGGCUGCCGAAGGAAGAGAUGGUGGUGGAGUGGCUCUGUCCUGGUCUUAGGCCGACCGGAAGCCGUAGGCCUCGUCUUCUUCACUGCAAGGUGAUACUUCUCGACGAACACGAACUGUUGCAGGAUGUCUUGAGUUCGAACCUCGGCCAGGAACUGUUGGACAGAGUGUUCAGGCACCUGAAUUUAUUGGAGACCGCUUACUUCGGGCUACGUUACUUGGAUCACGGGAAUCAAACGCAAUGGCUGGAUCCGAGCAAGAAGAUCGGCAAGCAGCUGAAAGUUCAAAAAGGUGAUCCGUCCUCCGAUGUGCACACCCUCUAUUUCGGCGUGAAAUUCUACGCGGCCGAUCCUUGCAAGCUUAUCGAAGAGAUCACAAGGUACCAGUUCUUCCUGCAAGUGAAGCAGGACAUUCUGCAAGGAAGACUGCCAGUUUCUUUCGAUUUGGCCGCGGAACUGGGCGCCUACGUCGUUCAAUCGGAACUCGGGGACUACGACCCAAGGCGACAUUCCGUGGGCUACGUAACCGAGUUUCGUUUCUUAGCGAAUCAAACUACGGAAUUGGAAAAUCGUAUAGUGGAACUUCAUAAAACUCUCGUAGGACAAUUACCCUCCGCAGCGGAGUUGAAUUAUCUGGACAAAGUGAAAUGGCUGGAGAUGUAUGGGGUCGAUUUGCAUCCCGUCUUGGGGGAGGACAGCGUAGAAUAUUUUCUGGGCCUCACUCCGAGCGGGAUAAUUCUGUUACGAAACAAGACCAAAGUGGGAAAUUAUUAUUGGCCUCGAAUCAAUAAAAUCUAUUAUAAGGGUAGAUACUUCAUGCUGAGAGUCAGCGAGAAGAAUUCCGAGGAGAGGACUCACGGUUUCGAAACACCAUCAAAGGGAGCUUGCAGACAUCUCUGGAAAUGUUGUCUGGAACACCAGGCGUUCUUCCGUUUGAUGGCCACGGGGCCGCCACCCCUGAGUCCUUACUCCCGUUUCCGUUCGUACAGUCCUCCGUCCGGGUCGGAGAAGCACAUGGUUAUCAGACGGAAUCCUCCGCCGAUUUUCCAGAGGACCCCGAGUCGCAGGGCGCAGCGACGCGUGGUGGAGGGACAAGAAAUGGUCGGCCCGUUCGUGGAAACACCUGCCAGCGUGAACCCGAACCCGUGCAACAAUCCGGUCGGCAGUAACGCUUUGUGCAAUAGUCAGACCACGAGACAGGUGAACAACUCGAGUCCAAGGAGCACCAGGAGCGCGCCCUGGACUCAGAGCCAACCUCGAGGCCUUUAUACUUCGUCUAGUCCUCGGUCCGUCCGCUCAGCGGGAACGGCGCCGGCACUCUUGAGCAGACUCCAACGAAGGAGCAGCUCGGUAGAGAGCCAAAGUUCAGGGGACAGUCACAGUCGCGGUGGGCAUCGUAGAAGAAGUCAUAGUCAUAGUCAUCGAAGGCACAGUCGUCAUUCCGAUUGCGAAUCGGAAUUAUCCAGAGGCUCGGAUACCAGGUCGGGUCAUCGUAAGCACCGCAGAAAGCACAGAAGUUCCCGUUCGUCUAGACACGAAUUGGUGGACUCGGAACCGCAAUGGAGGGAGGCACAGAAGCGGAAGGGCGAAGGUGUGCAACGAGCUGUAGUAAGCCAUACGGAGCCGAGGAGAAGGCAUAGGAGUAGACAUAGAAGUCCUUCACAGAAACAACCACUGCCGGACGAGCUUAGAAAGCAUUUGGAAUUCGGUUUAAUAGAUACCACAGGAAUGAGCGAACAACAACGUCGGGAGAUACCAUACACCGUGGUUCAAUCGCAGUCUGCACAACAAUGUACGCUACAGUCUAGCAAUUCCCGAUUGGACGAUGCAGAUACGUCGUCCCUACCUAGAACAAUCGGAUCCGUUGGCAAACGAAACAGAAGAGUGAUACAACAUUGUCGAGACGGAAGUUAUAAUUUGCCGCCAACAAGGCCGAGUCAUAUCGAGACAAAGUACUACGACGGUAGUAGGAGCGAGUGCAAUAUGAGGAAGGACUUUUAUUAUAUUCGUAACAACAGAAUAUUGAUAGGAAAUAACGUGGACAGUGGUCUCGGGGAAAGUACACCGCAGGAAUUUUCAAGCUGCUGCUCAAGCUCUGUCGACAGCGCUAAACCUACUCGUGUACCGCAAAUGCAAUUAGGGGGAGAGGUACGCUAUGAAUUGUCUUCAAAUCAAGAAAUCUACCCUCCUGUUGAUACUACUCUGGACGCUGUUCUUCAGCCCAUUAUAUCAACUUUAACAAGGAGACAACGGAACCGCCCGAAAUGAGCAUUAAGCUUUAAAUAAAUAAAAAAUAGACAUUUAUGCA